AUGGUUCUAGUGUUUAUCAUUUUUGUAAUUUCUCUGACUUCCGCGACGUACGACGUUAGAGAUGAGUCAGCGUUCAAAAUUACUUGGUCGGUUGACCGUAGUCUAUCAGAGGCUGAACGCAAGUCUGUACAGUUAAGUACCACACAUGGGGAAAAAUAUCACUGUUUUCUUCCCCUUAUUGCUAGCACGGAGUAUAAAGUGACAGACUCUCCAAAUUCUACUGCUGAUUUAUUUGAAGCUAUGAAAAAACUGUUCAAAUCCCACAUUUGCUACACCCGCUCUGAAACUUACUGGAACUAUGAAUUAUGCCACGGAACACAUAUUCGUCAGUUCCAUGAAGAACUCCUACCAGAUAAGAGCAGCAAAACUCAGGAAUAUUUUCUUGGUUAUUUCUCUGAUCCUGAUUACCCCCAGUUUGAGACUAACUCCCGCCAGCCUCCGACUAUUCUUCUCGGCGAAUCUAUGUAUCCCUACCUUUUGGUUAACUUUACUAACGGCACCCCAUGUGAUCUCACUAACUUCUACCGUAUGAGCUCUGUCUUGUAUGUCUGCAUCGAAGAAGAGGAGGGAAGAAUAAUUCAGGUUUCUGAGGUCGAAUCCUGUCAUUAUCAGUUGGUGUUCGCCACGAGACACCUCUGCGGGCAUCCGUCUUUUAAGCUACCCAAAAAGUCUGCGGCCUCAGUUCCUUGCUUACCUCAUGGCACCUCCCCACAAAAACCUACUAUACUGACUGAAUUUGAGAAGGAACAGAGACAGCUGACAAAUUUCGGUGCAUCAUCUGUGGCGGCUCUCUUCGAUAAUUUGGGCUUCUCAAAUAUUAAGGUGGAGACCGAGAGGAAGAACAACAUGAUUGUUUAUCGGAUCCGAACAGACACUUCCUCUGGAAGCAACUCUGAACCAAGUGGACCGCCAUUAACUCCGGGCUCCAGGGAUAGCUCCACAGAAGCUCAACAGCAUCAGCCAUCUAGCUCACCGGCCUCCAUGGAUCGUUCUUCGCUUGAUUCCCUUGCUAGAAUGCGGAUCAAGAUGUUCGAAGGUGCGGACCCCGCUUCGGUUCAUGAGGCCAAUCGAGAACAGCUUCGUGCUUUCCUUAAAAGUCAGUUCUGUCUAGUUGGCCAAACUGCAGGUUGGUGGACACACGAAAUUUGUUUCAAGAGGAAUGUCACUCAGUAUCAUAGCGAGAAGCAAGGCGAACGCUCACAAGUAGUGUUGCUUGGUCGUUGGGACCCCGAGGCUCACUCUGCCUGGCUAUCACAGCAAAGUACAUUGGACAGACCUAAGGCUGGCACUACCUUCAACUAGAGACUGCCGUUGACCUCCCAGAUGCUGCCAUCGUUACAUGUAACUCGUCCAUCAAACCAAGAGCCACCUUUUGCAUUGGUUCUUUUAAGCUCCGCACUCUGGGUCAAACUGGCCGACAGGAAGCACCAUCACUAUUCACUAUCUUGGUAUUGAUGUGUACUGUGUCUCCCCAAUGCGCCCACAAGAUAACAGUUUUGUGACGAAUCCUUGACUCCAUUGUUCUGAAUCUGUUGACAAUGGCUACAAUCUUCUCGUCUCUGGCGAUACUGAGUCGAUGGCUCAAGGUAUUUACCGUGUUGGUGUUCCCCUCAGCAAGCAUGCUGAAGCCAGUCUAGUUGACUGGAUGCCUGUAAACAGUCGCAUGUGUGCAGUUCGACUUCGAACCUUCAUUGAUCUUGGUAA
This is a messenger RNA of Dicrocoelium dendriticum, 1704 nucleotides long. The record is from the annotation of a GenBank genome assembly. NCBI's taxonomy places the organism in Eukaryota, Metazoa, Platyhelminthes, Trematoda, Plagiorchiida, Dicrocoeliidae.